CCAUCCUUUUGCUGCACUCAACAAGCAGCGCAAGCCCGCGGAACCAGCGUGCAGUCAGAAGUGCGGGCAGGUAGGAAAGCAUUUGGUCCCUCACGGGCCGGCUGGACCCUGCACCAGCAACUGCAGUUCAAACUUUCUCCCUGAAGAAGUUCAAACCAAGCAGAAAGCCUGAAGCGGUUGAGCCAGAAUGUCUUCUGCAGGCUUUCUGAAGGAAAUACAAGGCAUUGGUGAGAAACUCCUCCUGAAGCUCCAGAAGCUGCCCAAGGCUGACCCUGUGGAGAUUGUGUCCUUCUGUGUGAUUCUUCUGUUCAUUGUUACUGUUCUGGUGAUGAUGAUCAUUGCCUGCAGCUGCUGCUGCUACAGCUGCUGUAGCUGCAAUGGACAUCCUGACCACAGACGUAGGAAGAUCCAGGUGCGCCCAAUUGCCCAUCCAUGAGGUAUAGCAAGAGAUGACAUGACCUACUACCAAGGACAUGCAUGGACAUCAUGAUUCAGUCACAUGGGAAUGACUGUCUACACUAACUCAUUGAAUAUGGCAAUAACAACAUUAAUGAACAUGACUCAGAGGACCAGAAAUCACAGCCUGGAUUUCAUUCUUUCUGCUGGGCUCCAUGGUGUGACCACAAAGGUAACACUACUUUGCCAUCACUGUCUCCCUCAGCUGGGGUGUAGGAGGGGUGCACGGACACAUGCUACCAAGACAGCAGACACACUUUCCCGGUGACAACUCUGCAGCUGGGCCAGCCAAGGAUUCCCUUUGUGACCAUGGGCCCACAGACCAAAGGAGAGAACAUGUAAACUGGCACAUGGCUUAGCAGCCCCUACCUUCUUCACAAGUGACUAAUCUGAAGGAUGAUGCUGGGCACUAGCAAAACCCACUAACAUCACUGGGAGGUGCACGUGUUCAGCACAUCUUGGAUGAAGCCCAGACCUAAUCUCUCAAAAGCCAGGCACAACAAAGCACAGACAUUUAGGUGAGAUGUCUGCUGAAAACGCAGCAAAUUGUGGACCUUCUGAGCUUGACAUGCCAGCUGAGGCUCUGAGUGCAGUUGGUUACAAAGGCUCCCUACUUCUUUUCCUCAGUGUUACAAGGACGUGAAAUUGCCAAAGAGAACAAUUAGUUCAUGUGCAAUAUCAACUGUAAUCAGAAAGAUGAAGUCAAAAGGGGAAAACUCACAAAUGUUACAGUUUAAUUUGAUCACUCUACUACUAAACAUGCUCUCUAUCACCCAUCCUCUACAUGGUAUUCAGAUCCUUCCAGAGUUCUGCUCUUUAUUCAUAUUGCAGGUGAAUGCUCCUCAUAGAGCAUGGGAGUCGCAGGGGAUGCACAAAUCUACAUCCUCACUUGAGGUACCUGUGUGCCUGACUUCCUGCACUGGGUGCAGUUUAUUUUAGUGGACAUAAACAUUAUGCUUAAUGUGUGUUUAUUCACAGACACCAAGGCAUUUCACAGAAGUGACAUACAGUAUGGUGAGUGUCACUUCAGGGUAUAUAUGCAGCAGCUGACAGUUGGCGUUGUGACAAAGCAGAGCCAAGAGUGGGCUGCACAGCUGAAGUUAACAAGUGCAAAUAAAUCCCUUUUCCAUGCUGCA
This is a messenger RNA of Rhea pennata, 1592 nucleotides long. It is a transcript of the gene SMIM5, whose product is annotated as small integral membrane protein 5. The record is from RefSeq and is a predicted model, not a curated record. The transcript has 3 exons. NCBI's taxonomy places the organism in Eukaryota, Metazoa, Chordata, Aves, Rheiformes, Rheidae. Bases 188 to 436 code for a protein of 82 amino acids.